Molecule: messenger RNA, 1824 nt
Organism: Annulohypoxylon truncatum
Lineage: Eukaryota; Fungi; Ascomycota; Sordariomycetes; Xylariales; Hypoxylaceae
Exons: 2
Coding region: 1-1824 (607 amino acids)
Source: RefSeq, a predicted model, not a curated record
AUGAUGCAUUCUCGUCUGUUCAAACCUUCGGUCUGGCUAGGGUUCCCUCAUGAUGGCUACGAUGUUGUCCCUUUCAAUCAAUAUCUCGACAUUCGAAAUCUAGAUAACAGUCAGCUUGAUACGUGUGUUCGUGAUGCUGCCGGAUUGCAAAGCCUACUCACCUUCGGCUUUUUGGAAGCCGCAGUUGAGAAACAAAUCCCCGAGGGUACGUUGACGAGAAACAUCGCGUCUGGCGGCCGUAUCAUCAGUACGGAUGGCUUGGGUGAAAUAAUUAAGGACUGGAUUCAACGGAUCCGGGAAUGUAAAGGCGACCGCAAAGCCUGGUUCGAAAGGGUUCAUCGCACACUUAAACAAGCCAAUCUUCUCUUAACCGAGCUGGUGAAACAAAAGUUCGUAAUUUUCGAGCCUCUCGGAGAGAAUGCGCCUUCCACAGUCUGCCUUAUCGCCAUCAUUGGCGAAGCGUUGGUAAAUGCGAAGAUGGCAUUUCCGAAGGAGGUGCCUCGAGAGGGCUUCUCAUGGACAAUGAUUUGGAUUCCUCCCUACAGAACCUUGCUACAGGAGGACAUGAUCGCUCAGGGGUGGUGCCCCUCCGUGGUCAACUAUCUCAUCGGCACCGUAUCGGUCUCAUCAUUGGAGCACGCCGUAUCGUGCGGGCCAACGAGAGAUGAUAGUGACCAUCGCGGGUGCUCGUCGCAAUCAUGUGCCAGGUAUAUCGUGGAUGUUAAAACAUACACCCCUCACCACACCUCACCCGCUUGCCUAUCCUUACUAGGCCGACUCCAAAAUACGUGUCAUAAUGUCUCCAUCAACCUAGCCGAGGUCAAAAGCCUACUAGUCGCGGGCCACGUGCCAGUUGUUAAUCUAAACCCAGUGGAAGGUGGAAGCCGCUACAGGUUGAGCGCGGACGGGCUCGGCAGCACAACAGAAGACGGGCUGCCAAUCUGCCAGAUUAGACGACUCUCCAAGCUAAUCGAGCCCGGAACUCCGUUCUGGAUCGACUCGCUAUGCGUUCCCGGUGACGAUACCAUCCGCAAAAAGGCUAUCAGCAUGAUGGCUCAGACAUAUAGCCAAGCUAAGGCCGUGCUGGUACUGGAUAGAACUAUACAGCUGUGCGAUUCAACACAAUAUAAGGGUAAAAAGAUUCUUCGCGUUCUCACUUCAGGUUGGAUGCAACGACUCUGGACAUUACAGGAAGCUGUGCUGUCCAAGGUCCUCCUUCUGGUCUUUUCUGAUGCACGAAUCCCGUUGCGCAGUCUAAUUCCAUCAAUCAGCGACAUACUACUAUACCCAUACUUGACCGAUUUGGCGGGCGAACUAUUUCGUUUAACCAAGAUGGCAGAUCAUAGGAUAUACACCAUCGGUGACGUUGCCCGGUCGCUUCGAUGGAGAACUACGAAUCGCCCGGCGGACGAAACCUUGGCAAUAGCAAGUUUGUUGGGCGUCCAGCCUUCUAUCCUCGUCGAUCUGAAUCCGGAGCAUCGAAUGACGCGUCUUAUCAAGGAGCUGGGGAAAAUACCAAGCAAUGUUCUGUUUUUGACAGGUGAUAAAAUACAGAUCCCCGGAUUUCGGUGGCUGCCAAUCUCUUUCAUGACUGCCCAUAGCGGAAGUUCCGGCGGAUCUAUGUUAUCCACCGGCGCCUCCGACGCCCUCGUGACUCCUCGCGGUCUCAAGGCUACUUAUUAUGCUCUCAUAUUCCCAAAGAAAAUACUCGAAGCAGGCAAGCCCUGGGAACUGAUAGAUUCCAAGAGCGGCGAAUCCUACCAAGUAACUGAUCUGUCGUCCUCUAAAGAUCCUUACGAAUGCGACACUUUUGCUUCCAAGUAG